UAGACUCUUCGACGAGUCACCAUGGUGAAAGAAACCAAAUAUUAUGAGAUCCUGGGGGUUGCCCCAACAGCCACAGAAGCAGAGCUCAAAACUGCCUACAAGAAAGGCGCCUUGAAGCAUCAUCCAGAUAAAAAUGCGCAUAACCCCGAUGCUGCGGAAAAAUUCAAGGACCUCUCCCACGCCUAUGAAAUUCUUUCGGAUCCCCAAAAACGCUCCAUCUAUGAUCAGUAUGGUGAAGAGGGUCUUGAGCAGGGCGGUGCCGGCGGCGGCAUGAACGCUGAAGACCUUUUUGCCCAAUUCUUCGGUGGAGGCGGUGGUGCCUUCGGUGGUAUGUUUGGCGGCGGAAUGCGCGAAACUGGCCCCAAAAAGGCGCGCACAAUCCAUCAUGUGCACAAGGUCAGCCUCGAAGACAUCUAUCGCGGCAAAAUCAGCAAACUCGCCCUUCAAAAAUCUGCCAUAUGCUCCCAGUGUGAUGGGCGAGGUGGAAAGGAGGGUGCCGUCAAGACCUGCGGACCCUGCAAUGGUUCUGGUAUGCGUACCAUGAUGCGCCAGAUGGGCCCUAUGAUUCAACGAUUCCAAACUGUCUGUCAGGAUUGUGGUGGUGAAGGUGAAACUAUCCGUGAUCGCGACCGCUGCAAGCGCUGUCUCGGCAAGAAGACUAUCCUAGAACGAAAAGUCCUACACGUUCACGUGGACAGGGGUGUUAAGACAGGCCACAAGAUCGACUUUCGUGGUGAAGGCGACCAGAUGCCAGACGCGUUGCCCGGAGACGUUCAGUUCGAAAUUGAGCAGAAACCACACCCUCGAUUCCAGCGCAAGGACGAUGACCUGUUCUACCAGGCUAACAUUGACCUUCUUACUGCAUUAGCUGGUGGUACUAUUAACAUUGAGCAUCUCGAUGAACGAUGGCUUAGUGUGACCAUCGCCCCAGGGGAACCAAUUACACCAGGUCAAAUCAAAGUAAUCCCUGGUCAAGGAAUGCCAUCCUACCGCCACCACGACUUCGGAAAUCUUUACAUCCAGUUUAACGUCCAGUUUCCUGAGAAGGACCAGCUACAGAACCUCGAACUGCUCGAGAAGGUACUACCACCACGUUUGACCCAGGAGGCUCCACCACCAGACAGCAUGGUAGAGGACUUUGCCUUGGAGAAUGUUGACAGCAACGGAGGCCAAGCUAGAGCCCAAGGAGCUGCCAGAGGUGAUGAUGAUGAUGAAGAUGGCAUACCGCCCGGCGCCGAGAGAAUGCAGUGCGCAUCUCAGUAAGC
Messenger RNA from Microsporum canis CBS 113480, 1265 nucleotides. Its product is annotated as mitochondrial protein import protein MAS5. Bases 22 to 1263 code for a protein of 413 amino acids. NCBI's taxonomy places the organism in Eukaryota, Fungi, Ascomycota, Eurotiomycetes, Onygenales, Arthrodermataceae. Gene Ontology annotation, biological process: protein refolding; response to heat. Gene Ontology annotation, molecular function: ATP binding; Hsp70 protein binding. The record is from RefSeq and is a predicted model, not a curated record. Gene Ontology annotation, cellular component: nucleus; cytoplasm; cytosol. The transcript has 4 exons.